Messenger RNA from Ostreobium quekettii, 1224 nucleotides. The record is from the annotation of a GenBank genome assembly. NCBI's taxonomy places the organism in Eukaryota, Viridiplantae, Chlorophyta, Ulvophyceae, Bryopsidales, Ostreobiaceae.
AUGGCCCCCGCGGCGGGAAGUCUGGCACCCGCUCGAUGCCGCUCUAUGGCGGGACGCAGCGACGUGGGGGCAACGGCGUCGGGGAGGGGCGCGCCCAGCGCCGUGGAUCUCGCUGAUCGGAGUGCCACCCGAUUCCUGCGGCGCCACCUCCUGCAGCUGGCGCCCUACACGCCCAUAGAGCCCUUCGAGGUGCUGUCGGCGAAACUCGGCCGAAGGAUGGAGGACAUCAUCAAGCUUGAUGCCAACGAAAAUCCGUACGGACCGCCGCCGGAGGUGCUUGCGGCGCUGGGGUCAAUGAAUUUCCCGCACAUAUACCCGGAUCCCGAAAGCAGGCGGCUGCGGAGUGCUCUGGCCCAAUGGACCGGUGUGCCAAUGGAGCAUCUUCUGGUUGGAUGUGGUGCUGACGAGCUUCUCGACCUUCUCAUGCGGUGCACACUGGAGCCAGAAGAUUUUAUUGUGGACUGCCCCCCAACUUUCACCAUGUAUGCAUUUGAUGCAGCAGUGAAUGGGGCUCAGGUUGUGACUGUGCCAAGACUCAAGGACUUUCAACUGGAUGUAGAGGGCAUCAGGCAGGCAGUAGAAGACCACAAGCCCAAACUGGUGUUCUUGACUUCUCCAAACAACCCUGAUGGCAGCCUGAUAAGCAGUGAAGAUCUAGAGGCGGUGCUGGCGAUGCCCGUGCUUGUUGUCUUGGAUGAGGCGUACAUAGAGUUUGCCAACGAGCCCUCCAGGAUCCAAUGGGUCAAGGACUGCCCAAACCUGGUUGUCAUGAGGACUUUCAGCAAGUGUGCAGCUCUGGCUGGUCUUCGUGUGGGCUAUGGCGCUUUCCCCCUGGACAUUGUGGAGUAUUUGUGGCGAGCAAAACAACCAUACAAUGUCUCUGCAGCAGCUGAAGUUGCUGCCUGUGCUGCACUGGGAAACCAGACAUACCUACAGGAAGUUCGCCAGGCAUUGGUAACUGAACGGGAGCGGUUGUAUAAAGGACUGCAAGCCAUAUCGUUUCUGGAGCCCUACCCAUCUCACUCGAACUUCAUUUUAUGCAAGGUUUCAGGAAACCAAACAGCCAAGCAGCUGAAGGAAAAUUUGGCUCAAAGGGGGAUCAUGGUGCGGCACUAUGACAAAAGAGAGUUGCAGGGGUACAUUCGAAUAUCUGUGGGGCGAGCAGAGCACACAGAUGCACUCUUGGUCGCCUUGAAUGAGCUGUGUGGUACACCGUCACCAUGA